Molecule: messenger RNA, 1719 nt
Organism: Prunus armeniaca (apricot)
Lineage: Eukaryota; Viridiplantae; Streptophyta; Magnoliopsida; Rosales; Rosaceae
Source: the annotation of a GenBank genome assembly
AUGAUACCACUCAGAAAACCACUUCCCCACCUCCUCUUCAAACCCAAUUUCAAAUCUUCAUCACUCCAAGCACUUGUUUCAUACUCAACAAAAUCUGAAACAAGCAGUACCCAGAUAUCAAAUUCACCAAAACAAGCAAACCCCAUAUUCAAAAUCGCACCUUUUGAUCCUAUUUCACCAGCAUUCCUUCAAACCGGGUCAGUGUUGUCAUAUGCUGGUUCUAAAUCCUGUUUUAACAAUGAUUCUCAUGUUAUCGAUACCCACUUGCAUAAAUCUCCAAAGCAAGAAAAAUCAGUUUCUAGAGCCACCAAAUAUGGUCCAAUUUUAUACAGACUAAUACCAAACAGGCCAUUGUCAACUGCAAAUUCUGACCCGUCACGUUCCAAACCAUUGGAUUCUGCGGAGCCAGCUGAACCGCUUUCUUCAGAGUCAAUCCCAGCUGUUUCCACCGUAACUUCACCAUAUGAUAGUUCACAGCCAAUUGAUGCAGGCUCUUCAAUCCGGAAACCGAUCAGUUUAUGGCCCGGAAUGUACCAUUCACCUGUAACAAAUGCUCUCUGGGAAGCAAGAUCAAAAAUGUAUGAGAAACUCGGGGACACGCCAAUUGACGCUCCUUCACAGAGUGAAUUGGUGGCGAGAACUCCGGCGCAGAGCCGGACUAGUAUUCUCUACAAGUUUUCAUCUGAUUAUAAACUCAGAGAGCAGUACAGGAACCCUUGGAAUGAGAUUAGGAUGGGGAAGUUGGUUGAGGAUCUCGAUGCUCUUGCUGGAACCAUUGCAUACAAGCACUGCUGCAAUGAAGAUGGCGCAACGAGGCCUCUACUAUUGGUGACUGCUUCUGUUGACAAGAUGGUUCUGAAAAAACCUAUCCGUGUUGACACUGAUUUGAAUCUAGGUGGUGCUGUUGCAUGGGUUGGGAAAUCAUCCAUGGAGAUUCAACUGGAAGUCACUCAAUCCAUGCAUGGAACCCCACACCCAUCAGAGUCCAUUGCUCUUAUAGCAAACUUCACAUUUGUGGCUCGUGAUUCUGAGACUGGAAAAUCUGCUCCGGUUAACCAAAUCUCACCUGAGACUGAAAAGGAAAAAUUGCUUUGGGAAGAGGCAGAUAAGAGGAACAAAAUGAGGAAAAAGAAGAGAGGAGCAUAUAAAACAGAUAUUGAAAACCAAGACGCAAACAGAUUCAAUGCCUUGUUAGCCGAAGGUCGAGUUUUCUGCGACAUGCCAGCACUGGCAGACCGAGAUAGCAUUCUUAUUAGGGAUACGUGCCUGGAGAACUCCUUUAUUUGCCAGCCACAGCAAAGGAACAUCCAUGGUCGGAUCUUUGGAGGAUUUUUAAUGCGAAGAGCAUUUGAACUGGCCUUCUCAACAACGUAUGCAUUUGCUGGUGUAGCACCACACUUUCUAGAAGUUGAUCAUGUUGAUUUUGUUAGACCUGUGGAUGUAGGAAACUUCCUACGUUUGAAGUCUUGUGUUCUCUAUACAGAACUUGAGAACCCAGCUGAACCUCUGAUAAACGUGGAAGUCGUUGCUCAUGUGACACAGCCUGAGCUUAGGUCCAGUGAGGUAUCAAACAAAUUCUAUUUCACAUUCUCUGCCCCUCCUGAAGCCAUGAAAGAUGGGAUCCGGAUUCGAAAUGUUGUUCCUGCUACAGUAGAGGAAGCACGUCGGGUGAUUGAACGUAUGGAUGCUGAAGAGAAAUCCCAGUUUGUUGCAUCGUGA